AUGGCGCGCGCUGGAGCAACGACGUCGACGCUCGUGCACUCGAAGCGGCACGGAGAGCUCGUGCUGGACGCUGCAUCACAGAGGGUCCAGAUGGUGUACCCGCGAGUCAAUCGGUUUUUCCACCGCAAGUUCGAUCAGCCACGAAAGUGUAUCAUGAGUCGACAGUUACUUCAGGUGAUCUCCGGCAACGGCAAGCAGCGGUUCAUGUGCCGGUUCCUCUGUGAGGAAGACGCGAGCAAGUGCCUCGAGACGCUUCGAAGCUUUGGAGUGGAGGUCAUUGUCGUCGUCGAGAAGUCGCUGCUAUCGACUGUGCGCGUCGCCAGGAAGCAGGAAGAGACCGUCAUGAUCGGAGGCGAAGCGGCUUUGCAAACUCUUCGCGCCACGUCGCCAGGAUCGAUUCGGGCCGAGGUCCGAGACUACGGGAACUCGUCUCGGUUGCAAGACGACACGAAGGCGAUUUUGCAGGCCAUGUUCAGCAUGGAUUCUUGA
Hyaloperonospora brassicae is the source of this 489-nucleotide messenger RNA. Lineage: Eukaryota; Oomycota; Peronosporomycetes; Peronosporales; Peronosporaceae. The record is from the annotation of a GenBank genome assembly.